Molecule: messenger RNA, 1865 nt
Organism: Anastrepha ludens (Mexican fruit fly)
Lineage: Eukaryota; Metazoa; Arthropoda; Insecta; Diptera; Tephritidae
Product: annexin B9
Exons: 6
Coding region: 159-1133 (324 amino acids)
Cellular component (GO): cytoplasm
Molecular function (GO): calcium ion binding; calcium-dependent phospholipid binding
Source: RefSeq, a predicted model, not a curated record
AAGUAAUUACAAUUGAGUGGCGCAUUUCAGUCUACGUUGAGGCGUUGAAGCAUUGAGUGUACACAGUUGGCGGUGAAACACAAAAAAAAUCAAAAAUACAUUCGCUUGUGCAUAAUUUAUUUCAUUAACUUUUUAAGCAACUAAAUAAACCAAACAAAAUGAGCUCUGCUGAAUAUUAUCCAUUCAAGUGCACCCCCACCGUCUAUCCCGCUGAUCCCUUCGAUCCCGUCGAGGAUGCUGCCAUUCUACGCAAAGCCAUGAAAGGCUUUGGCACCGACGAAAAGGCCAUUAUCGAGAUCUUGGCACGUCGCGGCAUUGUACAGCGUUUGGAAAUCGCUGAAGCUUUCAAAACUUCCUACGGCAAAGAUUUGCUUUCCGAACUGAAAUCCGAAUUGAGCGGCAAAUUCGAAAAUGUUAUCAUUGCAUUGAUGACUCCGCUGCCACAGUUCUACGCAAAUGAGUUGCAUGAUGCCAUCUCUGGAAUCGGCACCGAUGAGGAGGCGAUCAUUGAAAUUCUCUGCACUCUCUCCAAUUAUGGUAUUAAGACUAUUGCCCAGUUCUACGAGCAGAGCUUUGGUCAUUCUUUGGAAUCGGAUCUGAAGGGUGACACAAGCGGCCAUUUCAAACGUUUGUGUGUGUCGUUGGUGCAGGGUAACCGCGAUGAGAAUCAGGGUGUCGAUGAAGCCGCUGCCGUGGCGGACGCACAGGCCUUACACGAAGCCGGUGAGGGUCAAUGGGGCACCGAUGAGUCCACAUUCAAUUCGAUUUUGAUUACACGUUCCUACCAGCAGCUGCGACAGAUCUUCCUCGAAUAUGAAAAUAUCGCUGGCAUCGAUAUUGAGAAGGCAAUCAAGCGUGAAUUCAGCGGCUCUGUGGAGCGUGGCUUCCUCGCUAUCGUGAAAUGUUGUAAGUCGAAGGUUGACUACUUCGCCGAGCGUCUGUACGAGUCCAUGCAUGGUAUGGGCACCAAAGACAAGACGCUGAUACGUGUGGUGGUCAGUCGCUCAGAAAUCGACUUGGGCGAUAUUAAGGAAGCAUUCCAAAAUAAAUAUGGCAAGAGCUUGGAAUCGUGGAUCAAGGAGGAUUCACAAUCUGAGAUCGGUUUUGUGCUUGUCACUAUGGUCGCUUGGUAGACCGACCAGACGAAGAGAUUGCAACGUAGUGCGGCUUGAAGCGAGACAGCCUGCUAAAUUAAAAAUAUAUAAAAUAUGAAACAUCCUAUAUGUGCUACAUACAUACAUACAUCCAUAUAUGCUAUAAUAUUUACUGGUGUGCUAAGCAAGUUAUUGAUACAAAGAAAAAAAGUAUACAACAAAGAAUGCAAACACAAUUCGUUCGCAAGCUUUUAAAAAGCGCUGCUUUAAGUAUUUUUAACCAACAUUAAAAAAUAAAAGAAAACAGUAUUUUGUAUUUGGGUUGCUCAAAUAUUUUGGUAUUAGUGAGAUUGAGCGAUUAGAUUUGUGAUUUUUCUAUUAAAUUAAAAAUACUCAUAAUUCUAAAGAUUUUGUUUCCAAAUUUUGAAUACUUUUUUAUUACAAAUUCCAUACAUACAAACAUAAAUGCGUACAUACUUACUUAUAUAGUUAUGAACUUAUUUUUUAUUACUAAACAUACUUUAAUGCUUCUGCGAUAUGUAAAGAUGUGCAAUAAAAAAAAAUCAAAUUAUUUUAAUUCGUUUCUCUUACACUCUCUUCAUCAUAAAAUAUAUUUCAUCGCUUUUGUUUUAAAACAAAUUCCCAUUAAUGCGCUCUUAAUACGUACCCAUUUGCUAUGUUGUGUGAUUUGCAGGAGGAUUCAGACUCUGAGAUCGGUUUAGCGCUUAUCACUGUGGUCGCCUGGUAAGGGGGUUGCGGUCUAGUGUCCGA